This is a messenger RNA of Adineta ricciae, 1419 nucleotides long. The record is from the annotation of a GenBank genome assembly. NCBI's taxonomy places the organism in Eukaryota, Metazoa, Rotifera, Eurotatoria, Adinetida, Adinetidae.
AUGACGACAGCAAGUAGCAAAGCCCAAUGUUUCAUUUGUCACAAAGAUAAAAUUGUUUAUCAUUGUGAAGGAUGUCUAAAAGAUUUUUGUCUUUCUCAUAUAACAGAACAUCGAGAAAAACUUCGUAUAGAAUUAAAUGAAAUUAAAAUUGAUCGUGAUAUAUUUCAACAAGCAAUUGAACAAGAACGACACAAACCAGAAAACUUUUCUGUAAUCGAACGAAUUAAUCAAUGGGAAGAAAAUUCUAUUGGAAAAAUCAAACAAACAGCAGAACAAUGUCGACAAAUGUUAAUAAAAUAUCCUAAUGAUCAAUUAUUAAUCGUUGAAAAAAAAUUUUAUCAAAUUAUUGAACAAAUUAAACAAUUUCAACAAGAUAAUGACUUUAAUGAAAUUGAUUUAAAUCAAUUGAGAAAUAAAUUAACACAUCUUACAAAGCAACUUAUUCAACCGUUAAAUAUUUCCAUUCGACAUAACACAUUACCAUCUGCAUUUCUCAAUGAAAUUUCAAUAAUCUCAACGGCACAAAUCAAGUGGAAACAAGAAGGAACCACUGUUAUUGGAAAAAAUGGUAAAGGACAACAAUUAAAUCAACUUAAUUGUCCAAAUGGAAUCUUUAUCGAUACUUAUAAAAGAAUUUUUAUAGCUGAUCGUAAUAAUCAUCGUAUUAUUCAAUGGAAAUCUGAUGGACAAGAAGGUGAAUGUAUUGCAGGAGGAUAUGAAAAAGGAAAUGAAAUAUUCCAAUUGAAUUAUCCAUCAGAGAUUCUCAUUGAUCAAGAAAAUAUGUCUUUAAUUAUUGCUGACCAAGGAAAUAGACGUAUAAUGCGUUGGUCAAUUAGAGAGAAAAAAAAUCCAGAAAUUCUUCUAUCAAAUAUUGAUUGUUCUCAUUUAGCAAUGGAUAAAGAUGGUUAUAUUUAUAUAUCUGAUCAUGUUAACCAUGAAGUAACACGGUGGAAAGAAAAUGAAACAGAAAGAAUAUUAGUAGCAGGUGGAAACGGAAAAGGAGGUCAACUUAAUCAACUCAAUAAUCCAUCAUUUCUAUAUGUUGAUGAAAAUAAUUCUAUUUACAUAUCAGAUCGUGAUAACCAUCGUAUAAUAAAAUGGAGAAAAGAUGCUCGUGAAGGAAUAAUUGUUGCUGGUGGAAAUGGUCAAGGAAAAAAUCUCAAUCAACUAUCAUCUCCUCAAGGAAUUAUUCUUAACCAUUUAGGUCAAAUCUAUAUAGCAGAUUCCGAUAAUCAUCGUAUAAUGUGCUGGUAUGAAGGUUCUCGUGAAGGUGCUGUUGUUAUUGGAAAUAAUCGAUCAGGGAAACAGUCAAAUCAAUUAGAUCAACCGCAUGGUUUAUCUUUUGAUUCUGAAGGAGAUUUUUAUGUCGCAGAUUAUGCGAAUCAUCGAAUUCAAAAAUUUGAAAUAUCUUUUGAUUAA